Messenger RNA from Cryptococcus deneoformans JEC21, 769 nucleotides. RefSeq lists its product as hypothetical. Lineage: Eukaryota; Fungi; Basidiomycota; Tremellomycetes; Tremellales; Cryptococcaceae. Bases 106 to 534 code for a protein of 142 amino acids. The record is from RefSeq and is a predicted model, not a curated record. The transcript is spliced from 4 exons.
AAAUAAAUGCCAUCCACCGGUCUGUUCUCUUCACAUGUACCACUACUCUUGCCCAAUACAUCAGCCUGACCAGUUCAACUAUCAUCAUUUCCGCAAUACCUAAUCAUGCUCUAUGCUCUCGGAUUUAUAGUCUUCCUUGUUAUAGUACUCGUCGUUUGGCUCGUCAGACUAGCUGUACUCCGUGCCAAUCGCAAGCGUAAUGCUGCUGCAGGCCGCGUCGACCCUGAGGUCCAGUUCCGAGAAGUCGCUGAACAAGUUUUCUCGGGUCGAUGUCAGUCAUCACCACAUAACGGGUAUUCCCCGUAUUGUAGGAGGAACGAUCGUGGGGCGGUAAUCAGGCAAGCGAAUGGGAGUGAGGCGAGUCUGCCGGCAUAUGGGGCUGAAUCCCUUCCGGUCCCUCCAGAAGCGGCCUAUCAGCCAUCCCAAACUAGAAUAAGACCUGACCAAACAGCAUUAAAUUCCGUCGACAUACCCGAAGUUCCACCUCCAAAGUAUACCGCAGAACCUGAACCUGUAUCUGCUACGAGGACUUGAAUAUUCAUCUUUCAUUCGGCAUAUAUAUGAUACAGUCAUUUUAAUGCGGACUGAGUCAAUAAACAUGCCAUGGAUGGUCGAGAGCCUGGCCCAGCUACAUAUUUAGCUUGACGUUGGGUCAACCUUGGUUGGCUUAGACUGGUUUUCCUGUUGUUCAUUUUGUAACUGUGUAUUAUUAGUACAUGAGAAUUUAGAUAUAAUUUUGUUUUAAUAGCAUGAAUAAAACCUUUCGUCG